AUGCGGAAGCUGAGCGCGCCGCGGGGCGGCGGGGAGAAGGUGGGGGUCCUAGCGCUCGAGGUGGCGGCGCUCAUGUCACGGGCCGCGGGGCUAUGGCGCGCGCUGGACGCCACCAACCUGGCGCGGCUCCGCGGGGAGACCAUCCGUCACGAGGGCGUGCGGCGGCUCGUGGCGGACGACGACGCGGCGCUCCUGUCGCUCGCGCUGGCCGAGAUGGCCUCCGCGUGCCGCCGCCUCUCCCGCUCCGUGUCCCGCCUCUCGACGCGCUGCGCCGACCCGCUGCUCCGCCGCUUCGACGCCCUCUUCGCCGCGCUCGUCCGGUGCAACGCCGACCCGCACGGGCUCCGCUACGCCGCCCACAAGAAGAUGGACCGCAAGGCCCGCAAGAUGCAGCGCCUGGUCACCGCCACCGUCCACCUCUGCCACGAGCUCCACGUGCUCGCCGAGCUCGAGCACCACCACCAGCAGGCUCACCUUGUCGGUGGCGGCCGGGCCGAGUGCGCGCGCCUCGUGGCUAGGCAGAGGCAGGAGGUGGAGCGGCUCCGUGCGGCGUCGCUCUGGGCGCGGUCCUUCGACUACGCCGUCCGCCUGAUCGGCAGGUCGCUCUUCACCGUCGUGGCGAGGAUCAUCGAGGUGUUCGACCUCGAGCCCGUCGCGCGGCUCCUCUCCGCGUCUGCGUCUGCGUCCCUGGAGGACGACGACGAGGAGGAGGCGUCGUCCAAGGCCUCGCGGCUCUCGUGGAGCGCCUCGUUCGUGAGCGGCAGCAUGCAGCUGCAGUCCAUGGUGUACCCUUCCGACGCCGUCGCCGCCGAUGCCGACGCGCCUCGGAAGACGGUGCGGCUGCGUGCGAGGUCUGGCAAGGUUACCACCACCGGUCCCGGCGCCGGCGACGCGCGUCGGUUCCUUAUGUCUAGGAGAAAGAGCCUCGGGCAGCAGCUCAGCGUCAGGUGGCCCGCGGCUGGUAAGUACCUCAUCGGCUGCGUCGUCAUGGGCAGCAGCGGGGACGCGGCUCAUCUCCCCGUGAGCUUCAGCUACGUUUCAUCAGCCGCCGGCAGCGUCGACGACGACGGCGACGAUGGCGACUUCAGCAGCAGUGGCAUCGUUAGUUUCCACUCCCAAGCGGCGGAGGCAGGCGGAGGCGGCGACGCGAGGACGACGACGACGACGUCCGUGUUCGACGCCUCCUCACGCGACGUGGUGACGCACCCGCCGGAGUCGUCCCUGGGCGCCGCGGCCCUGGCGCUGCACUACGCGAACCUCAUCAUGUUCAUCGAGAAGCUCGCCGCGUCGCCGCUCGACAUCUGCCCCGACGACAGGGACGCGCUGUACGGGAUGCUCACGGCCAGGCUCCGGGCGUCCCUCAGGGCGCGGCUCAGGCCGAGCCCGGCGGCUCCGGCUCCGGCUCCGGCGCGCUGCUGCUGCGACGACCCCGUGCUCGCGGCCGAGUGGUCGGACACGGUGCGGAGGAUCCUGGCGUGGCUCGCGCCGCUCGCGCACAACAUGGUCCGGUGGGAGACCGAGAGGAACUUCGAGCAGCGGAACGUGGCCUCCGGCGGCGACGGCGGCGGCACCGUGCUGCUCCUGCAGACGCUCCACUUCGCGGACCAGAGGAAGACGGAGGCCGCGGUCACGGAGCUGCUCGUUGGUCUCGACUACAUGUGGCGACACGGGACUGACAUCGAAGCCAAGGCGGCGGCGCUGUCAACUGAACUGGACGAGCUGGGAUGGCCAAGUACAAACAUCACCUUUCAGACAAAGCGACCCGUUGCUAAUUUUGCUCCUUCAGAUAGGUACUUCAGCGUAAAGAUCUGCUCUUACUAUGUAGCUAAUCGUAUGUACUGA
Messenger RNA from Sorghum bicolor (sorghum), 1842 nucleotides. RefSeq lists its product as uncharacterized. The coding region runs from base 1 to 1842 and encodes 613 amino acids. The record is from RefSeq and is a predicted model, not a curated record. NCBI's taxonomy places the organism in Eukaryota, Viridiplantae, Streptophyta, Magnoliopsida, Poales, Poaceae. Gene Ontology annotation, biological process: positive regulation of growth. The transcript has 3 exons.